This is a messenger RNA of Trichomycterus rosablanca, 2057 nucleotides long. Its product is annotated as deleted in malignant brain tumors 1 protein-like. The transcript is spliced from 7 exons. NCBI's taxonomy places the organism in Eukaryota, Metazoa, Chordata, Actinopteri, Siluriformes, Trichomycteridae. The record is from RefSeq and is a predicted model, not a curated record. Gene Ontology annotation, cellular component: membrane.
CAGGAAGGAGGAAGAUGGAUUUCUGGAGGACUUUGAUUCUUCUCUCAUCCACACUCACCCUCACAACAGCUGGAAGUGUGAGGCUGGUGGAUGGUGGAAGUCGCUGUGCUGGGAGAGUGGAGGUUCUUCAUGAUGGACAGUGGGGAACAGUGUGUGGUGUAGGCUGGGAUAUAAAAGAUGCUGCAGUGGUGUGUAGAGAGCUGGACUGUGGAGAGGCUGUACAUGCUCCACAAUAUGGUCACUUUGGAUCAGGAUCAGGACCAAUCUGGAUGGCUAAUGUGAGCUGUAAUGGAUCAGAAUCUACACUGAAGAACUGUUUAUCAGCAGAAUGGGGGAAUGAUUACUGUUAUCAUGAACUGGAUGCUGGAGUUGUGUGUUCAGGAAACAGAAAGUCCAGACUUGCUGAUGGUCCUCACCGAUGCUCUGGGAGAGUCGAGGUGCUUCCUGGGAAGACCUGGUACACAGUGUGUGAUGCUGACUUUGACCAGCAGAAUGCAGAGGUUGUGUGUCGAGAGCUGGACUGUGGACUUCCUGUGGAGGUGCUGGGAGCUGCUGCUUUUGGUAGAGGAGAACAUCAGGUGUGGACAGAGGAGCUUCAGUGUAGAGGAAACGAACCUGAUAUUACCUUCUGUCCAACAUCACCUACCAACCUCACCUGCUCCCAUUCCAGUGAUGUGGGAUUAAUCUGUUAACUCUUAGUUUUUGGUUUAGGUAACAAUGAGGCUCGGCUGGUGGACGGUCCAGACUCCUGUUCUGGUCGAGUGGAGCUCCUGUACCUCAGUGAUUGGGGAACAGUUUGUGCUGGAAGCUGGAACAUGAAAGCUGCCAGUGUCCUCUGUGCCCAGCUGAAUUGUGGGAGUGCUGUGGCUGUCCUGGAGGCCGACUGGUUUGGGGAGGGGAGCGUCCAGAUCUGGUCUGAUGUGUUUGAUUGUAAGGGGAACGAGACCCACCUGUCCCAAUGUCCAGUCUCAUCAUGGAGUCGAGCUGCAUGCUCUCAUAAACAGGAUGCUGGAGUUAUCUGUACUGGUUCCUCUCUGGCGUUUCAUGAUGGGCGAGUGAGGUUAACAGGAGGAAGUGAGUGUCAGGGGGAGGUGGAGGUUUAUUUUGGACAGGACUGGAGGAAGGUUCUCCUGGACUCCUGGAGUCUGGUUGAGUCCUCUGUGCUCUGCAGACAGCUGGGCUGUGGAUCUGUGCUGAACUUCAGCUCCUCUCCAUCCACUACUGAACACAACCACACGUGUGGAACAGCUUUCAAUUGCUCUGGAAGUGAAGAACAUCUGGGGAACUGCAGCAGAGCAAAACCUGCUAACUGCAGCUCCAGAGAACUGCUGUCCAUCACCUGCUCUGCCCACAACUCCAUCAGGCUGGUUGGUUCUGGUGGAGACUGUGCAGGAAGGCUGGUGGUUUUCCACAGUGGUUCAUGGGGAACAGUGUGUGGUGACUUGUGGGAUAUUAAAGAUGCCCAGGUGGUUUGCAGAGAGCUACAGUGUGGUGUGGCCCUCAGUACCCACAUACCAGCCUGGUUUGGUCCUGGAACUGGGUCCAUAUUGCUGAAUAAGGUGGAGUGUGAGGGGAACGAGACAUCCCUGUGGAACUGCAGAUUUAAGAUCUGUGAGGAGAAUGAAUGUGGACACCAAGAGGACAUAGGGGUGGUGUGUUCAGAUUAUGAUGACGUGGAGGAGGAGCCUCAGAGAGACCCAGACCAUGUGACCCAGAGACGCCGCCCAAUGUCUUUGUUCAGGAAAUGACAUCAUAACAUCUCUAACCUCAGGAAACGAUUUUCUAACAGCUUCAGCUCCUGAUAUUUUAUUCAUCUGAAUCUUUGUUGAUCUCAGUGUUGAAUAUUUCAGUCGAGCACGGGGGGGUAAAAACUUCCCCAAAUUUUAUUUUACAUUCUGUAACCAAACCAGCCACAGUGCACUAACACAAAGAUCCAGCUUAUAAUAUCUUUUUAUUUUGUAUUGUAGAAAAAAAUCAAUUUGCUGUAAAACAAAAGUUCUACAUAUUUGAUAUUAAUAUUUUGUAAUUAAGUUUUAGGUAGUUGAAUAUUUUUAUAU